UCCUUUCAUCGCGCUUAUUUCUUUCUCUUUCUUCCUCUCUUGCGGCUCGGCGUUGUCAUCUCUCCCCCCAGCGGCGAAGCAACUGGUCGAGCUACGGCAUGCAGUUUGCACGUAACGCGAGGAUUGCAAACGGCUUUCGAUUUGACCCAUCGAGACAAGUCGUGGCUUUCUUUGUUCGAUUGCAUUGCGCCAUUGGCAACCAAGCACACAGAUACAAGUACACUUGGACUUGGAUACAUACAUAGACAGAUGGCAUGGAUGGACAUGGCAUGCCGGGGCGUGGCGCGGCGCUAGUCGGAGCUUGUCGCUUCUUGACGUAUCUUAGCUCUGUCUGGACGGCCUGGCACACCAUCGCCUUGUCCGAUUGCAUCAUCCUCGGGGCCGUUUCCCAUCUUCACAUUUGCCUUGUUGCCAGUACCGCGCUUGAUUUGCAUCUCCAUCAUCAAAUGUCACCAGACGUACCCACCGCCCGCACCGUUCGCUCCGUCGCUUGCUUUCUAGCCGACCCACCCGUGACAGCCUGUGGCGUUCAUCCGCCGUGGCAAAUGCAUCCAUGAUGCUUUGCUGCAAGCCCUGCCAUGACUAAUGCAUUCCACCAACACCUUCACCCUCGGGCUGCCCUGCAAAGCAGAAACACACAGCGAGCAGACACUCUGCACACCCAUUACAUCCCCGACUUCGCUUAAAACGCAUACAUAGCUGCC
Messenger RNA from Periconia digitata, 704 nucleotides. The record is from the annotation of a GenBank genome assembly. Lineage: Eukaryota; Fungi; Ascomycota; Dothideomycetes; Pleosporales; Periconiaceae.